This is a messenger RNA of Sorex araneus (European shrew), 2121 nucleotides long. It is a transcript of the gene INSYN1, whose product is annotated as inhibitory synaptic factor 1. Gene Ontology annotation, biological process: inhibitory postsynaptic potential. Lineage: Eukaryota; Metazoa; Chordata; Mammalia; Eulipotyphla; Soricidae. Gene Ontology annotation, cellular component: postsynaptic density. Bases 1139 to 2035 code for a protein of 298 amino acids. The record is from RefSeq and is a predicted model, not a curated record. The transcript is spliced from 3 exons.
CCCCGAGCGCGCCCCGCGCGGGGCCGGGCUGAGCCGAGCCGCGCGGCCGCUCCGGACGCCGCGGGAGCCGGAGCGCGGACGUUGUGGGUCGCGGCUCGAGCGCGUCCCGGGCGCCCGGAGGGGCCGGCUCGCCCCGGGCCGAGCAGGGCAGCGCUCGGCAGAGACGGCCGAGUCGGACUGGACAGAGCCCAUCCCUGACGGGGCCCGGCCCGGUGGGUGCCGGGCGUGGACUCGGGGGGUCCCGGCGCCCUCCCAGCCCUGCGACUUUGGCUCUCGCGCUGGGACUGGCCCGGCGUCGCCCCAGUCGCCCUGAGCCCCGAUCACCUGUGGCCUGGGAGCCCCGAGCCCGCCAGACCCUCGCUCCUUCCCCACCCGGAGGCCUGGCGGGGCUUGGGGGUGCUUUUUCCGGCCCCUUUCUGGGGAGCGCGGAGGCCCCGCCCCCUCCCACCGCCCAGAUGUCCCCCGUGGCGGCUCUGAGAACCUCCCCCAGGCCAGUGGCCGAUGGGUCCAGAGAGAGAAGCCCGCCCUAGGGAGCCUUGGGGGCCCCCCAACAUCGUCUUGGGGCUUGCCCCCCCCCACCCCGACGCGUCUCGGAAGGAAGGCCGGUGUCCCCCAGCCUCGGGGGCUGCCCUCCGCCAGUCCCGCGCCCUGCCCUGAGCCGCCAGAGCCCGAGCUCCCGCACAGCUGGAAGACCCUGGCCACCCCUCACUCGCAGGUGUCAGAUGCAGCCUGGGACCUCUGCCUUGGCAACUGCCCAGGAGUUGUGAGGGGCUGGCUGCCUCCCGCGCCCCUCCCCAAGGGCGUCUCUUCCCCCGUAGACCUCCCCUGCCCCUGGGUGACCAGGGUCGCACCCCAGGGCACUUUGAGCCCUGGAUGCCCCUCCCCCUGCCCGCCGUGUCCUCUCCUUGACCCCCUUCUGCCAGACUCAGUCUUCCUCUGGGUGUCUCACCGCCCACCCAGUGGCAGAGGAGGCGGGGUGGCCCAGGACGAGGGGCUGGGUGAGGACCACCCAGGGCCAGGGUGGGCUGGGGGGCCGUUAAGAUGUGGAGCGCUGCCCAGCUGAGGGGGGCUCCGUGGAGGCAGACACAGCAAGUGCCCGGCGGGAGCCAGUAUGGGCAGGCCUGCGGCCACGUGGUAAAUGAUGAACAUUCGGGGCACCCCGGACCUCGGGCAGCCCAGUAACGACCCCAGCAGUGGUGGCGGCGGCGGCAGCGAACGGGAGCGGAUCCGGCAGCGCAUGAAGAUGGUCAUCGGGCAGCUCGAGGGCAUUCUGCGGGAGCUCAAGGAGGUGGCCAAGGAGCUCCGGGAGGUGGUGACCCAGAUCGACAAGCUAACCUCUGACUUUGACUUCGAGCUCGAGCCAGACGACUGGACCACAGCCACAGUCAGCAGCACGUCCAGUAGCGACAAGGCAGGCGUGGGUGGCCCCUUCGACCUGGCGCCCCUGGACUUCGUGACGGCUGAUAUCCUCUCGGACAGCUGGGAGUUUUGCUCCUUCCUGGAUGUCUCCACGCCCUCAGACUCCGUGGAUGGCCCCGAGUCUGCGCGGCCAGGCACGGGGCCCGACUACCGCCUCAUGAACGGGGGCCUACCCGUGCCCAAUGGGCCACGCGUGGAGACCCCUGACUCCUCCAGCGAGGAGGCCUUCGGUGCUGGCCCUCCCAAGGACCAGCUGCCCCAGCGGACCCCGGGCACACGGGAGAGGGUGCGCUUCAGCGACAAAGUGCUCUACCAUGCUCUGUGCUGUGACGAUGAGGAGGCAGAUGGCGACGCUGGUGAGGCGGAGGAGGAGGAGGCCGGCCUGUCCCCAGAGCCUCCCCACCAGGAGGACCGUGCUGGCACCCUCAAGGUCUCAGCGGUGCCCUACAAGCCCAGGCGCUCUCCAGUGACUGGCCACCGCACGGGCGCCACCUCGGCCCCCGAGCAUCCCCGUCGGGUGACCCGGAAUAGCAGCACCCAGACUGUGUCAGACAAGAGCACGCAGACGGUGCUCCCCUACACGUCCUCCAGGCAAAAAGGCAGGGGCAAGAACUAGAGGCCAGGUGGGGCCAGGGCGGGACAUAGAGCUAUAAAUAUCUAUAUUUAAGCACACACAGUCAUAAUAAAAUUUUAAAAUGCUAA